This is a messenger RNA of Camellia sinensis, 873 nucleotides long. RefSeq lists its product as uncharacterized. NCBI's taxonomy places the organism in Eukaryota, Viridiplantae, Streptophyta, Magnoliopsida, Ericales, Theaceae. The record is from RefSeq and is a predicted model, not a curated record.
ACUCUUCUUGGCUUGCCGGAGAAGAGACAGGACGUUAUCACGCGAUUCCAGCCCAUUUUCUCACUUUAACGCCACUCCUGAUUGCCUGAAAAGAAAAGAAAAGAAAAUCAGAGAGAAAAUGGAAAAGUUGGUGCUGAGUCCACCACAUUCUCAGUCCCCACCACCACCACACAAAUCAAUGAACAACACCUCGCGCCGGAGCCUAACCACCACGAGCAUCCACAUAAUGGCCUUAGACAGCAUAGUCAACGUCAACUCUCUCUUCACCCUAGCCGUCUUCCUUGGCCUCGCCCUCAACCCCUCCGACCCAAACUACACCCUCAUCAUCACCACCGCCUGCGCCGCCUCCUCCGCCGUCGCCGAACACCUCGUGGCCUUCCACGUCUACUCCUUCAGCUCCUUCCUCUUCUCCAGCCUCAUCGCCUCCGCCCUCAAACAGGCCAUCAGGACCGCCAAGGACGACGACGACGGCGGCGAUGUGGUGGUGGUGGGCGGCGGCGUUGAGAUGGCGCACCACGUUAAUUUAAAGAUGCUGCGAGCCGGGAUUCUGGCGUCGGCGGCUGGGUCAGCUUCCGGCUGCGUGUUUUUGACGCUGGCGCUGGUUGAUUUGGUUCAGAUAAAGCUUGGGAGUUUGGCUUGUUGGAGCUGGUAUAGCUUGGCUGCCAUUGCUCCACUGGUGAUAUUAGUACCUUUUGCACUUAUCAUAUAUAUAUGUAUAGUUUUACAUGCCUUUGUGUGUUGAAUGUCUAUUAUGUUGAUAACAAUUUGUACUAGCGAUACUGAAAAAAAAAUUCUAUGAUGUUGAUACAUUGAAUAGGUUGUUUUGGGAGGGGAAUGAAUAGAGGUUGAAGAUUUUGAAAUGUAAAUGUGAUU